Molecule: messenger RNA, 651 nt
Organism: Beauveria bassiana ARSEF 2860
Lineage: Eukaryota; Fungi; Ascomycota; Sordariomycetes; Hypocreales; Cordycipitaceae
Exons: 3
Coding region: 1-651 (216 amino acids)
Source: RefSeq, a predicted model, not a curated record
AUGUAUAUUGAACGGCUGAAGGCCGGCGGUAGCGACAGCGCGCCACAGCGCCGGAGCGGCUUCUGGGCCGAAAUCGAGACCCUCAAGUCGCCUGAGAAGAAAGAGGUUGCAAAGUUGCCCAGUGUUGGCGCUGCUGCCUCGAGCUCAGACAAGAUCCGACUGCCUGACGGCAAGCCUACUGUCAUCGUAUUUCUCCGCCAUUGCGGCUGUCCUUUCGCCGAAAAAGUGUUCAAGAAACUGUCUGCCCUCUCCCAUAAACAGCCGGACAUUCACUGCAUCGCCGUAUCGCACUCUUCCACCGCGGCGACAGAGAAAUGGAUUCCGCAAGUCGGCGGCGCCUGGUCUACCGACGUGGUCAUCGACGAGCGGCGGGACCUGUACGCGCAAUGGGGUCUCGGGCUGAGCAGCGUGUGGCACAUGUCCGCCCCCUCGGUACUGUAUUCCGUGUACCGCCUGGGCACUGACGAGGGCGUCUGGAACCGACCCACGGAAAGCGGCACCCGUUGGCAGAUUAGCGGCGCAUUUGCCACUGAUGAGGGCGGUGUGGUGCGCUAUGCUCAUGUCGCGAAGGCGGCCGAUGACAUGCCAGACCUCAAGGCUGCAGCGCAGUCAGUGGGUAUCACGGUGGAAGAGGAAGCCACAAGAUCUUGA